This is a messenger RNA of Vicia villosa (hairy vetch), 5082 nucleotides long. Its product is annotated as putative disease resistance RPP13-like protein 1. Gene Ontology annotation, molecular function: ADP binding. The record is from RefSeq and is a predicted model, not a curated record. Gene Ontology annotation, biological process: defense response to other organism. NCBI's taxonomy places the organism in Eukaryota, Viridiplantae, Streptophyta, Magnoliopsida, Fabales, Fabaceae. The transcript is spliced from 2 exons. The coding region runs from base 152 to 3973 and encodes 1273 amino acids.
CCAAAAAACUACUCUUGUCCACUCAUUCACAUUUGAGUCGGCUUGAGUCUUUGCUCUUCAUUACUUCCAUUUACUGUUUAUCUCGUUCAAAAUUCAGCUAUUAGCUACAACUUCUUUACAAGCUUAUUUGCUUUAAGAAAAUCAAAACAAGAUGGCUGCAGCUGCAACUAUGAUAGGAGGUGCUUUUCUCUCUGCAACUCUUCAAACCUUAGUUCAGAAACUGGCCUCAACUGAGUUUCUUGAUUACAUCCGAAACACCAAGCUGGAUGUCUCCCACUUGAGAAAGUUACAAACAACCCUGCUCACUCUUCAGGCUGUGCUGGAUGAUGCAGAAGAGAGGCAGAUCAACAAUCUUGCUGUCAAAAAAUGGCUAGAUGACUUGAAAGAUGUUGUCUUAGAUGCUGAGGAUUUGGUCGGUGAAAUAAGUUACGACUCCCUUCGAUGUAAGAUGGAGAAUACACAAGUUGGAAACAGAACUAAUAAGGUGUGGAACUUUCUUUCAUCUCCUUUUAAAAACUUCUAUAGAGAUAUCAAUUCCCAAUUGAAGAUCAUGUGUGAAACCCUUGAACCUUUUGCACAACAUAAAGAUACCCUUGGAUUGCAAACAAAAAGUGCUAGAGUUUCUCGUAGACCACCUUCAAGUUCAGGGGUUAAUGAAUCUGUCAUGGUGGGUAGGAAUGAUGAUAAAGAUACAAUCAUUAAUAUGCUUGUAUCAGAUAGUGGCACCAGAAAAAAUAAUAAUUUAGACGUUGUUGCAAUUUGGGGUAUGGGAGGUGUGGGAAAAACGACCCUUGCACAACUUGUUUACAAUGAUGAAAAAGUUGAACAACAUUUUGAUUUCAAAGUCUGGGUUUGUGUAUCAGAAGACUUUGAUCUUGUGAGAGUAACCAAAUCUCUCCUUGAAUCAGUUGUUAGAAAUACAACAUCUAAUGCUUCAAAGGUAUGGAAAAGCGAUAAUCUUGACAUUCUUCGAGUUGAAUUAAAUAAAAACACGAGGAAGAAAAGAUUUUUGAUUGUGUUGGAUGAUUUGUGGAAUGAUAGUUACAAUGACUGGGAUGAGCUAGUAAGUCCCCUUGUUGAUGGAGAACCUGGAAGUUCGGUGAUUAUAACAACGCGUCAACAAAAAGUUGCAGAGAUGGCAAAGACAUUUCCUAUUUAUAAAUUAGACCCUCUGUCACAUGAAGAUUGUUGGUCUAUACUCUCAAAACAUGCAUUGGGAAAUGAUGAAUAUCACGACAGUAAAAACAUAGCCCUUGAAGAGAUUGGUAGGAAGAUUGCAAGAAAGUGUGGCGGAUUGCCAAUAGCUGCUAAAACACUGGGAGGACUUCUACGUUCAAGGGUAGACACAAUGGAAUGGACUAGGAUUUUAAACAGUGAUGUAUGGAACUUACCAAAUGAUAACAUUAUGCCUGCUUUACAUUUGAGUUACCAAUAUCUUCCAUCUCAUUUGAAAAGAUGUUUUUCAUAUUGUUCAAUUUUUCCAAAGGAUUAUCCACUUGAUAAGAAGAAAUUGAUUUUGUUGUGGAUGGCAGAGGGUUUCCUUGAUUGUUCUCAAGCAGGUAAAUUGGCGGAGGAAGUAGGUGAUGAAUGCUUUAUUGGAUUGUUGUCUAGAUCCUUAAUUCAACAGUCGAACGGUGGAGCUCGAGGAAAAUAUUAUUUCAUGCAUGACCUUAUCAACGACUUAGCUACUGCCGUAUCUGGAAAAAUUUGUGGUCAGUUUGAAUGUGGUGACAUCUCUGAAAAGGUUCGUCAUUUAUCAUAUAUUCAAGAAGAUUAUGAUAUUUUCAUGAAGUUUAACCACUUCUACAAUUUUAAAUGCUUGCGAAGUUUCCUUCCUAUUUCCCAUCAUAUGUGGCCUAAAUACUUAUCCCUCAAGGUGGUUGAUGAUUUGCUACCAACAAUGAAAAGGUUGCGGGUGUUAUCACUAUCAAAGUAUGUAAACAUCAUCAAUCUACCGGAUUCAAUUGGCAAUUUGGUGCAAUUGCGGUAUCUAGAUUUGUCCUUCACUGAAAUCAAAAGCCUGCCUGAUACAAUAUGUAACCUUCAUAAUUUGCAAACCUUGAUUUUAUUAGGUUGCAACUGUCUCACUGAAUUGCCAGUGCAUAUUGGAAAUUUAAUCAGUUUACGUCACCUUGAUAUAAGUGAGACUGACAUAAAAGAGUUGCCUACGGAAAUUGGUGGACUAGAAAACCUCCAAACUUUGACUAUUUUUUUAGUGGGUAAGCGACAUGAAGGGUUAAGUAUCAAAGAACUAAGAAAAUUUCCAAACCUACAAGGAAAAUUUACCAUCAAAAACCUAUACAAUGUGGUUGACGCAAAAGAGGUAGAAGCUGCCAACCUGAAAAACAAAGAGAAAAUUGAGGAGUUGGAGUUGAUAUGGGGAAAACAAAGUGAAGAUUCACUAAAAGUGAAAGAUGUGCUUGAAAUGUUGCAACCACCAAUAAACUUAAAGAGCCUACUUAUUGAUUUGUAUGGAGGGACAAGUUUUCCGAGAUGGCUUGGAAAUUCUUUGUUUUCUAACAUGGUGUCCAUUAACAUCCAUAAUUGUGAAUAUUGCUUGACACUUCCACCGCUAGGGCAACUACGCUAUCUCAAGGAGCUGAGUAUAUCUAAUUUGUUGUUAUUGGAGACAAUUGGACCAGAGUUCUAUUGUGUUCAAGAAGAAGAAUGUUCAGAUUCUAGCUUCCUACCAUUUCCGUCCCUUGAGCAUAUGAAAUUUCACUGCAUGCCAAAUUGGAAAUAUUGGCAUCCCUUUGAAGGCAUAAAUUGUGCUUUUCCUCGACUUCGAACAAUGGAGUUCCAUUAUUGUCCUGAACUAAAGGGACAUUUGCCUAGCAAGCUUUCUUGCAUGGAAGAAAUUAAAAUAAGGGAUUGUUAUAAUCUAUUGGAAACAUCACAUACUUUGAAUUGGCUAUCGUCAAUCAAAAAAGUAAACAUUGAAGAAGAUUUAGAUUCUGAAGUGUAUGCUCAAAGCACUCAAUGGUUAAUGCUUGAGACUGAAUCUCUGUUGCAACAUGCAACUUUUGAAAGUUACCCAAUGUCUAUGCCUAAAAUGAUUAUGAGUAGCGUUUGUCUUACUCACUUGGAACUCUAUCGUAUCCCGUCUCUUACUACAUUUCCUACAAAUGGUCUUCCCACUUCAUUGCAGUCACUUCGUAUUGAAGGGUGUAGGAAGUUAUCCUUAAUGCCUCCCGAAACUUGGAGAAAUUACACAUCCAUGACAAGUCUAGAUAUAUGUGAGAGUUGUGAUGCGCUUACGUCCUUUCCACUUAACGGUUUCCCUGCACUCCAAACACUUUCCAUUAGUAUAUGUAGAGGUUUGAAUUCCAUUUUCAAUUUAGAAAGUUUACCUUGGCCGUCAAGCCUCCGGUCACUUACAAUCAUCUCCCGUAGAGCAAUUGAAGUCAAUCUUCGGAUGGACACACUCACUGUUCUUGAACAUUUGUAUCUGAGUUGUGGAGAGUUGUCAUUUCGUGAAGGAGUUUGUCUACCUCCCAAAUUACAAUCAAUUUAUAUUUAUUUUGCAAGAACAAUGCCGCAUGUAAAGGAAUGGGGUCUCCAAGACCUUACCGCUCUUUCAAGAUUGAGAAUUCGAGAAAGGAGUGAAAUGGAUAACACCUUGAUGGACGAUUCGUUGCUCCCCAUCUCCCUUGUGUCUCUCAGUGUCAGUGGUAAUAUGUCCUUUGAAAGAAAUGGGCUUCGAAACCUCUCCUCUCUCGAAGAUCUCCGAUUUGAUCGUUGUCUACAUUUCAACUCAUUGCCGGAAAACUGCUUUCCUUCCUCGCUGAAAUCACUUGAAUUUAGUUUUUGUGACAAACUUGAGUCAUUUCCAGAAGACAACCUCCCUACCUCUCUUAAGCGACUGACCAUCAGACGUUGCCCAUUGUUAGAAGAAAGGUAUAAAAGGAAGGAAAAUUGGUCCAAAAUUGCUCACAUUCCUGUCAUACAAAUAAAUGACCAACUCACAAUAUGAAGACAAGUUGCCUUCCUAUUAUUUCAGGAGUGGCAGUUGAUGAAUUGAAGAUAAAAGGAGUGCAUGCUAUUGUUGUAGUUCUUCAUGUAACUUGUUUUAGAGGAACCAUAUGGUUGCCAUUGAUUGCCGCAAGAUUUGAUUUAUGUAGACAAUAUAAAGUCUGUACUUUAUCAUCAUUGUAUAUUGCUCAUAGGCUGCAGGAGCCAGUCAGAGAGAGUACAAUGCAGUAAGAUUUGUAAUAUUUUCUGAUUAUUUGAACGAUUCAUAAAAAGUGUAGUUUUAAACCUUGUGUUCCACUGCUUUAUUAGUAUGUGGCGACAUGAAGCAUAAAUAAAUGGAACAAGUUGAAGGAUUGUUCUAAUCUAUUGGAAACAUCACAUACUUUGAAUUGGCUAUCGUCAAUCAAAAAAGUAAGCAUUACAGAAGAUUUAGAUUCUCAGGUUUAUGCUCAAAGAACUCAAUGGUUAAUGCUUGAGACCGACUCUCCGUUGCAUUGUGCAACUUUUGAAAGUUAUCCAAUGUCUAUUUCAAAAAUGAUUACGAGCAGCAUUUGUCUUACUCACUUGGAACUCUAUGAUAUUCCGUCUCUCAUUGCAUUUCCCACAAACGGUCUACCCACUUCAUUGCAGUCACUUCGUAUUAUAAACUGUAGCAAGCUAUCCUUCAUGCCUCUGGAAACAUUUCAAAAUUACACAUCACUCGUGAGUCUGUUUUUAUUGGCUAGCUGUGAUGAACUGACAUCCUUUCCACUUAAUUGGUUCCCUUCACUCCAAACACUUUCCCUUGCUUGGUGUAAGAGUCUGGAUUCCGUUUUUAUUUCAGAAAGUCCUUCACUUUGGGAGUCAAGCCUCCGAUCACUUGAAAUCAUGUGCAGUAACUCAAUUGAUUUAUUUAAAGUCAAUCUUCAGACGGACAUGCUCACCGAACUUGAACAUUUGAAUAUGAUGAUCCCUUGUGGAGAGUUGUCAUUUUGUGAAGGAGUUUGUCUACCUCCCAAACUAUAGUUAGUUGUGAUUUAUUCAUCAAGAACAACGCCGCAUGUAAAGGAAUGGGGUCUCCAAGACCUAACCGCUCUUUCAAGUUUAACAAUUGGAGUAAGUGAUGAAAUG